Molecule: messenger RNA, 862 nt
Organism: Cuscuta campestris
Lineage: Eukaryota; Viridiplantae; Streptophyta; Magnoliopsida; Solanales; Convolvulaceae
Source: the annotation of a GenBank genome assembly
AGAGAAAGAAACCCACCUUUCACUUUUCUUUUCCCCUUUGAAAAUCCACAAAGAACCAAACUUUGUAGUCACAACCCUAUUUAUGAUUUAUGAACCACCACAGUUGCCCAACUCUCAUUUCGCCUCCCAGCCAACUCUUCAGCGGCGGUUCACACUGAAACUGAUCGCCAACCAGAUCGCAAUGCAAGAAUUGACUUCAAAUUGGUUAUCUUUGAUAAAUUUGUGUUCUUGAGAGAUUUGGUUUUUCAGAGCGAGAGAGAAAGAUGCAAUCUUCAGAGCAAAAGGUGGGAUCGGUGGCGGAUACAAGAGGGAAGCAUCGGAUUUCAGCUGAAUUGAAGCAGCUAGAACAGGAAGCUCGUUUCUUGGAGGAGGAACUGGCACAGGUUGACAAAAUGGAAAAAGCUUCAGCUGUAUGCAUGGAAAUAUUGAUUACCAUGGAAACCAGACCGGACCCGCUGCUCCCGGAAACGGUGGGCCCCACGAGUCCCCUUUGGGAUCAAUGGUUUGAACGACCGGCAAACUCGUCUGUCUGCAGGUGCUGGAUACUUUGAUCGUUCCACGCGGGUUUUAGAUGUUUUCCCUUUCAAUGAGAGGGAGGGAUGGAGGAUUCAAUGAUUCACAUUCAAAUUGGUUCCCGCUUACAGCAUAUAUUGCCCUAUUGAUUGAUGUAAAGUAUGAAGUGAAAAUUUUAUCAAUGUGCAGAAACUUUGGUUUUUUUUCUGUACUAUACAUUUCUUUUGAUUCAUGAUGAAGAAGUGGAAAUUUCUGAAUCUAUAUUAUGAUGGUUUAUUAUUAUGCAAAGUCCAUAUUUCUGCUAUAUCUUCUUUACUCAUAUACAUCUUGACAUUGGCUUGAAAUCUUG